Molecule: messenger RNA, 1625 nt
Organism: Ictalurus furcatus (blue catfish)
Lineage: Eukaryota; Metazoa; Chordata; Actinopteri; Siluriformes; Ictaluridae
Product: procathepsin L
Exons: 9
Coding region: 82-1086 (334 amino acids)
Biological process (GO): immune response
Cellular component (GO): lysosome
Molecular function (GO): cysteine-type endopeptidase activity
Source: RefSeq, a predicted model, not a curated record
AAGUCAGGAAACCCAUGACAGCUCACCAUCCAUAGAGAGUUCAACAGAAUCAGAACAAAAAAACAUCUAAUUAUUUGCAGAAUGAGGGUUUUGAUUGUCAUCACUGCUCUUGUGGCUCUGGCCAGUGCAGCCAGCAUCUCUCUGGAAGACCUGGAGUUUCAUUCCUGGAAACUGAAGUUUGGCAAGAUCUACAAGUCUGUGGAGGAGGAGUCUCAGCGUAAGAAUACAUGGCUGGAAAAUCGCAAACUGGUCCUGGUACACAACAUGCUGGCUGACCAGGGCAUUAAGAGCUACAGACUUGGCAUGACCUACUUUGCAGACAUGGAUAACCAGGAGUACAGACAGUCUGUGUUUAAGGGCUGCCUGGGAUCCUUCAACAGGACCAAAGGACACAGUGCAUCUACAUUCCUCCGACAGGCAGGUGGAGCUGUUCUGCCAGAUACUGUGGACUGGAGGGAAAAGGGCUAUGUGACUGAGGUUAAGGACCAGAAGAAUUGUGGCUCUUGCUGGGCCUUCAGUGCGACAGGGUCACUGGAAGGGCAGACAUUUAGGAAGACAGGGAAGCUGGUGUCACUGAGUGAACAGCAGUUAGUGGACUGCUCCGGGAAAUAUGGAAACAUGGGAUGCGGAGGUGGCUUGAUGGAUCUUGCCUUUGAAUACAUUGAGGACAAUAAGGGAAUUGACACAGAGGAGUCCUACCCUUAUGAAGCUACUGAUGGGGACUGCAGGUUUAAACCAGCUACUGUGGGAGCCACCUGCACUGGCUAUGUGGAUAUAAACAGUGAAGAUGAGAACGCUCUACAGGAAGCCGUGGCAAACAUCGGACCCAUUUCUGUUGCCAUCGACGCAGGCCAUACAUCCUUCCAGCUCUAUGAAUCUGGAAUCUACAAUGAGCCUGAGUGUAGCAGUGAAGACUUGGAUCAUGGUGUCCUGGCUGUUGGUUAUGGCACAGAUAAUCAACAAGACUACUGGCUGGUCAAGAACAGCUGGGGUCUCGACUGGGGUGAUAAAGGCUAUAUCAAGAUGACCAGGAACAAGAAUAACCAAUGUGGUAUUGCCACAGCAGCCAGCUAUCCUCUAGUUUAAGGGUGGAUGAAAAACAAGUCAACUCAAUCAGCAGUAUCUACAUGACUUGGUUAUAUAACACACUGCACAAUGGAAUCUGUGUAAAAAUGUAGUAAUUUUUUAAAAUAUAAAAUUGAUCUAGAAAACUGAGUACUGUAAUAUGUUGCCGAACCUUGUUUUCUACUUUUCUAUUCCGUGGGCAGAAAGCAUGGUUCGAAGACAAAAAUGAGCAUGAAUGGAAUAAAUAAAUAAAUAAAAUAAUGGGGGAAAAAAAAUGAAAACCCUGGACAUUCUUUCAAUAAUAUUGAGUUAUAAUGCACUUUUUUAAUCACAGGGAACAUAUUAAUAAAUGGAUUAAGGAGACGAUGGGUUAUGUCAUUUUAGAUGCACACUAGUUGACCUUGUUUAGUACUUAUUUAAUUAUUAAGGCUUCCAGCCUCAAUGCUAGUGAAAAAACGAAUAAAAACUAAUCAGAUAACACUACUAUCUUUCUGCACUUAAAAUGAAUGGUGUUAAUAUGUAUGCAAAAAGAUUAUAUAAUAUAUUCUGACAUUACUGGU